AUAAGGUUAACGGUGAACCUUCAUAACAUUGCUUUGCUUGAGGAGGGAGUGCGAGUAAAUCAAGGAAAAUAUGGCAGAUUUGUUCUACUUUCCGCUCUUUAUUUUGAUAUUGACAUGCAUCUUUUCGGUUUCAUCACUCAAUCCCCAAGUCAUCAAAGAGAAAAUUCUAUGGGAAAGGAACGGACCAGGCGAAGUGACGGAGUUCCGGAUUCCGCUUCUCAUUCAAGUCCCGACGGGAGAUUUGCUGGCUUUCAGCGAAGCACGCAAGUACAGUGGAGCCGAUGCUGGGGCGAAGUUUAUCGCGAUGCGCCGUUCGAGAGACGGCGGGGACACAUGGGAUCCCACUGCAUUCAUCCUCAAUGACUACUACUCGGUCCCGGAUGGAACUAAUCUUGGGACAGUAACCAUCGAACACGAGACUAAUAAACUUAUUCUAAUUCACACAUUCUGCAUUCAUCAUUCCAGCCCAUCUUGUUUGAACGGAACCGGCGAAAACCCCACUGGACUGUACAUGGUCACGAGUUCAGACUGGGGAUAUUCUUGGUCCAAAUCGGUGUAUCUUGGAGACAGGAACCCACUCCUGAAAGGCAUCCAGUACAACCCUGGACCUGGAUAUGGGAUCCAAAAGAAGUAUGAGCCGAAUAAAGGAAGGCUUGUGUCAUGUGGACAAGGAGUCACCGGCCUAUACUGCCUCGUUAGUGAUGACAAAGGAUUGACUUGGCGGAUGAAUUCUGGAAUAUUAAACAUGCCACAGACAGGCGUACUGAAGACUGGUGACUUUGUACCUGGAGAAGUACAGGUUGUCGAACUGAAGAACGGUACGUUGUUGAUCAACGCCCGCAACCAGCACACUUUUCACUGCAGCUGUCGCAUCCAGGCUUUGAGCUUUGAUGGCGGAGAGACCUUUCCCUUGCCUCAAGUCACAUUCAAAGAAGAACUCAUCGACCCGCGGGUCUGCGGCUCGCUGCUCAACUACAAUGACACCCUCUUCUUUAGCAACCCCUUCAAUGCGAAGAGCCGCAUCAACCUCACGCUCCACUGGAGCACGGACUCCGGGGAGACUUAUCCUCAUUAUUUCACCAUCCACCAAAGGGGAGUGGCUAUUCGUGUCUGACAACGAUCGAUGAGAAUCAUAUAGGUAUGGUGUACGAAAAGAACGACAUUGCAUACAUUUCAUUCCUGAAGAUUCAGUUGAACCCUUGAAAAGGACAGAGAUGGUAUCAGUUUUCACUCAGGACUUUAAGGAAGUGUUUUUAUUGUCUAAGCAGUGCCAAUGAAAAAUCCUCAUGACUUUUAGAUGAAUAACUGAUUUUGUUUAAGUUGAAAAUGAAUUUGAAUACCGGUAGAGUUUUAUGAGAAAUUUAUCACUUAAAGUGCUAGAUUAGAAGGUAGAAAAACAAAAUUAUGAAGAUCAGGGAAAACAGGCCCUCUAAAUGCUGACAAGACUUCCCAUUGCUUUGAUACAUGUAUUUUAUUGUUUCUGUUGCUCUAAGCCAAAAGAGGGUCAAUGUGAGUUUUGUCUGAUUUAAUAAUCAACAUUAAAAUAAGAUUUGUUAGCCUUCUACAUCUAUUUACAUGUGAAAGUGCUCAUACAAUGACACCUCAUUGGAAAGUUAUAUAUUGGAGUGGUAAUGUACAUUGUAUAUGUCUAAAGAAGGUCAUGCCUUUCCCAGAAG
Molecule: messenger RNA, 1676 nt
Organism: Strongylocentrotus purpuratus (purple sea urchin)
Lineage: Eukaryota; Metazoa; Echinodermata; Echinoidea; Camarodonta; Strongylocentrotidae
Product: sialidase-1
Exons: 3
Coding region: 71-1114 (347 amino acids)
Biological process (GO): ganglioside catabolic process; oligosaccharide catabolic process
Cellular component (GO): membrane; cytoplasm; lysosome
Molecular function (GO): exo-alpha-sialidase activity
Source: RefSeq, a predicted model, not a curated record